CGUCGAGCAGCGCGCACGGCCGGCGAAUGAGGCACUUGCUCCGGGAUCUGGCAUUCGGCAUCGGAAAACGGGCGGGUUGGGUGAUGGUGAUGGCUAAAUGAAGUCAAGUGUGGUGCGGUUAAAAAUAAACAAGGCACGCGAAACAAGCCAAGAAGUUAUUCUAUGCAGAUCAACCGGAUUCGGGAUAUGGAAAAACUCUCUCGGGAAAAUCUGUAAAAUAGCUUAGUGCAGGAAUUUCAUGGCGUGCGUUGAAUAACACUGAUAAAACAAUAUACAGAGCGGGCAAACAUAAAUAAUAUUCCACAUGCAUAGUUCGGAAAUACAUCAGCUGCUAAAAUAAACGGAGCGUUCGAAGAUCCAACAGACACAAAAACAACAACAACAACAAUUGCCAGCCAGCCGAUUCGCCGCUCAUGACGUCACGGGUGAGCAUCUGGCAAGGAGCAUUAAUAGCAUCAUAAUUCCCAUCAACAAACUGAAAUAAUAAACAGCAAUAGGUAGCCGGAAAUCCUUUCAAUCGUCACCGGUGCGAGUGUCGUACCAGACCCGAGCAUGUCCAGGCGAACACGGGUGGAGGGUCAAUCGAAACCGGAACCGGAACUAAAACCGAAACGGAAACGAGCCACUAAGACAUGUCCUCGCGACGCAGCUCCUUCCGUCGGAAGGAGAAGCCGGCCUUCGAGCGCUUUAAGGAUCACUGCCGCCACUUUACAGCCUUUAUGUUCAGCAAUGUGGGCAUCAUCCUUUUAGUCACAUUCUAUAUUAUCGGUGGUGCGUUCAUAUUCCAGGCCAUCGAGAUAUUCGAGUACGAGCGCCUUAAGUCAGAGAAGCCCCAUCGAUUUAUAGAAAAAAAUUUUAGCGGCGAGUGCCUAAACCGCAUUUGGGAGCUUACGGCGGCAAACUUUAGCUUUUUCGAUCACCAUGUCUUCAGGAAGCGGGUUAACGAUGCGCUUCUGGACUACCAGCGGGCCAUAGUAAAGAAGCAGCUAAAGGGACCCGACGUAGAACAAUGGAGCUUCUCCGGUGCCUUUCUCUACUCGCUGACUGUAAUCACGACGAUCGGAUAUGGAAACAUUACCCCUCAAUCCGAAUGGGGAAAACUGGUAACCAUUCUGUAUGCGAUAAUUGGCAUGCCGCUAUUCCUGCUCUACUUGUCCAACAUCGGAGAUGUCCUGGCCAAAUCCUUUAAGUGGAUUUACUCAAAGGUUUGCCUGUGUCGAAUAUGUCCCGGUGUGGCCAAGCGCCGAAUUAUCCGCGAGCGUCGAAAAAUGCGACAGUUGGCAAGAGCGCUCCAAAUGCACGACAUGGAGAACGCCCGAGGAAGCAGCAGUUACUCCAGCACCAGCAGCACAACUACCUCGAACAGCAGCAGUAGUGACUAUACCCGGAGUUCCCGUCAGAGUUCCAGCCUAGUGGAUAUUCCGUACACAGAAUCUGACUCGGAUAUUGAGAGGGAAAUACGAGGCAGUACAGAUGAGAUUACAGUGCCAGUCACUGUCUGCAUAUUCGUUAUGGUCGGAUACAUCCUCUGGGGUGCCCUGCUCUUUGGGCGUUGGGAGGACUGGAAUUAUCUGGAUGGCAGCUACUUUUGUCUAAUAUCACUCAGCAGCAUUGGAUUUGGGGAUCUGGUGCCGGGUGAUCGUGUGAUAACCGCCGAUAAAGAUAAGGUUGAGGUCAGCUUCAUACUCUGCGCCAUGUAUCUGCUUCUCGGCAUGGCCGUGAUUGCCAUGUGCUUCAAUCUAAUGCAGGAACAGGUCGUCCACAAUAUACGAGCCAUUAAACGGGGAUUUAAGGCCUGCUUCCGCUGCCGCAGCUCUUAGGAGACUACAUAAUACCCCCAAUCACAAAAAAGUUUUGUCGUACAAAAUCAUAUAAUAGUUAUUCAAUGUUAAUGUAGGCUUCCCUAGACUAGCUUAAGAUAUACUUGUACAUAUAUUAGACAGAAUGUGUUCCUUUUUGGUAAAUGUAUAAUACUUGUAAAGAUAAAAUGAGAACAAAUUAAGAAAUGUUUUCCUAUA
Drosophila eugracilis is the source of this 2018-nucleotide messenger RNA. RefSeq names its product TWiK family of potassium channels protein 18 (gene sand). The transcript is spliced from 7 exons. Gene Ontology annotation, cellular component: membrane. Gene Ontology annotation, biological process: potassium ion transmembrane transport; stabilization of membrane potential. Lineage: Eukaryota; Metazoa; Arthropoda; Insecta; Diptera; Drosophilidae. Gene Ontology annotation, molecular function: potassium ion leak channel activity. The record is from RefSeq and is a predicted model, not a curated record. Bases 633 to 1820 code for a protein of 395 amino acids.